Molecule: messenger RNA, 1569 nt
Organism: Moneuplotes crassus
Lineage: Eukaryota; Ciliophora; Spirotrichea; Euplotida; Euplotidae
Source: the annotation of a GenBank genome assembly
AUGGCAAGAUUGAUAUCUCUCAUUGUCUGACUUUGAUUGCUCAUUCCUUGAGUUGAAGACCCCUCUUGGGUUCUUCCUCAUAAGCUAAUACAGAAACAAAAAUCUGAGUUUGAAACAGAAAUAGAUGACAUUAUUUCAAGAGUUUUCGAGCUGCAACUAAGAUUCAAUUUUCCGAGUUGUGGAGAACUUGUCAGUCAGAGAGUUUCACACGGAAUCCCUACUGUGCAAGAAGUUGUCGAUAGGACAAAAAUUCAACACAUCUCAAAUGAAGUAAAUGUUCACCAAUACAAGUGAAAGAACAGCAAUAUUAUUGUUCUUAAGAUCGAUUUAUUUCAUGGCUAUCUGUCAGAAACAACUGAAGUAAGAUUCCUCAUAUUCAAUCUUGAUCAUUUCGAACAUCUCGAUAAUGACUGCUUCUUGUUUAUGCCUUUUAUGACUUACAAUAAAGCGAUAUGAAAGUAUAAUUUCACCAAUCCAGAAUAUCUGGCCAUUUCUGGUAUAAAUUCCAAGCAAUAUCUUACCCUAGAUCUUGAGACAGGAGAGUACUCAAUCAGUGUGCUUUCUGUAAUGAUUGUGUGUCUCCUGGAAUGCCUAAUGUUCUGCUACUACAUUUACUUCUGAGAAAUAAGUGACAACAGAUAUGACUUCACAUCAAUCCACAGCCAAGUAAACAACACUUUCAUGGGUUACUUGCUGUGAUAUUUAAGCUACCAAAAAUUUGCACUUGCCAUUGCUAUUGAGCUAAAGGGAUGGUACUCUUCAGUAUUAAUGAUCUGUGUUACUUAUGCAAUCUUCAUAGCAGAGUGUGUGUAUGAGUUAAUCCCUCACAAACUUUAUUUUUCUUACCUAGAUGCACAAUCUUAUCAGUUUAAGAGAGAAAAUUGGCAAAUUUUUGUUAAGGUUUCUGCACUCAUUGUGACUGCAUUUACGUAUGGAGCAAGUUCAUUCUAUUUGAUGAAGCUUAAGACUUCUAGUGAAGUUGUGGUAGUUAUAAUGAACUUACACCUUGCUGUAUUUGGAGGUGUUAAUGCAUACAAAAAGACCAGAAUUAAAUUGAGCGUCACUUACAUUGUAUUUUUAACUUUCUACUGAGCUUGGAUCAUCAACUUCUCCUUUGUUGUUUCAGGAUGAUUGGUGGAAAACUCAGAUUACAUUUGGUUUUUCUCCAAAAUUGGUGUCAUUCAUUUUGCAGUGGGAACAUUCCUCUACUUUCAAGGCAUACACGGAUCUAGGUUCUUCAUACCCAACAAGUUCAGAUCUAUCAAGAUGCUUCGCCACAUCAAAGACUUGCCGAUCAGCCAACUAACAGAGGACCCUCUGAGUUGCUUUUACUGAUGAAGCAGUCUGCAUUUGCCAUCAUCAGUGAGCAAAGGAGACUACCUGAACUGCAACAUUCGGUCUGAAGUGAAAGAGUUCGUGUGGCAGCAAGGCCCAGUAUACAUUGAACAAGAGAACUGCAGCCACAAGUAUCAUUUUGAGUGAGCGAGAGAGAUUUUUGAUAAAAGAAUCUAUCCAUGAAAUAUUUGACAUUCUCUCCACUUUCCUAAUUCAUUUGAGUUUGAUGAUUAA